GCUGCAGACGCGUCCAGCGCUCAGACACCGGAAGACACCGGACGAGAGGGAACCGGGAGCAGGGGACACGCGCGCGCGCUCACGGGGAACAUACAAAAAAAAUUACAGAAAGAAAAAAAGAAACGGGACCAUAAGAGGAAAAUCACAUCAACAGAAGCAGAAUGGCUCAAAAAGAGAAACUUCAGUGCCUGAAGGAUUUCCAUAAGGACACUCUGAAGCCGUCUCCUGGUAAGAGCCCCGGCACCCGGCCUGAAGACGAGGCAGAGGGCAAACACCCCCAGCGGGAGAAGUGGGCCAGCAAGUUGGACUUUGUUCUGUCUGUGGCUGGCGGCUUCGUUGGUUUAGGGAACGUCUGGCGUUUCCCUUACCUCUGCUACAAGAAUGGUGGAGGUGCAUUUCUCAUCCCCUACUUCAUUUUCCUGUUUGGCGGAGGUCUGCCCGUCUUCUUCCUGGAGGUCGCCUUGGGUCAGUUCACCUCCGAGGGCGGCAUCACCUGCUGGGAGAAGCUCUGCCCCAUCUUUACUGGUAUUGGUUAUGCCUCCAUUAUUAUCGUUUCCCUGCUGAAUAUAUACUACAUCGUCAUCCUGGCCUGGGGAGUCUACUACCUUUUCCAGUGUUUUCAGCCGGAGCUGCCCUGGGCCAAGUGCAACCAGCCCUGGAAUACUGAUCGCUGCAUCGAGGACACUUACCGCAAGAACAAAACCCUUUGGUUGGCCUCCAACGCCUCCAACUUCACCUCCCCCGUCACCGAGUUCUGGGAACACAAUGUGCUGGGCAUCAGCAACGGUAUCGAGGAUAUCGGUCCCGUGAAGUGGGACCUGGCUCUGUGUUUACUGCUCGUCUGGGUCAUCUGCUUCUUCUGCAUCUGGAAGGGAGUCAAGUCCACCGGCAAGGUUGUCUACAUCACAGCCACGUUCCCAUUCAUCAUGCUCAUCGUGCUGUUGAUUCGUGGUGUGACGCUGCCAGGUGCUUCGGCGGGUAUCAAGUUCUACCUGUACCCCGACCUGGCUCGCCUGAAGGACCCAGACGUGUGGAUUGACGCUGGCACCCAGAUCUUCUUUUCCUACGCCAUCUGUUUGGGCGCCAUGACGUCCUUGGGGAGCUACAACAAGUACAAAUAUAACUGCUACAGGGACUGUUUGCUGCUGGGAGCCCUCAACAGUGGUACCAGUUUUGUGUCUGGCUUCGCAAUAUUUUCCGUCCUGGGCUUCAUGGCACAAGAGCAAGGGGUGGACAUUGCUGAUGUGGCAGAGUCAGGUCCAGGCCUGGCGUUCAUCGCCUACCCCAAGGCUGUAACCAUGAUGCCUUUCCCUACAGUCUGGGCAAUUCUAUUCUUCAUCAUGCUGCUGCUGCUUGGCCUCGACAGUCAGUUUGUGGAGGUGGAAGGGCAGAUCACAUCACUGGUGGAUCUGUAUCCGUCCUUCCUAAGGAAGGGUUACCGCAGAGAGAUCUUCAUCGCUAUCGUCUGCUGCAUCAGCUACCUGCUUGGACUCACCAUGGUUACCAAGGGUGGCAUGUAUGUUUUCCAGCUGUUUGAUUUCUAUGCAGCGAGCGGUGUGUGCCUUCUGUGGGUGGCAUUCUUUGAAUGUAUCGCUGUUGCCUGGGUAUAUGGCGUUGAUAAUUUCUAUGAUGCACUCGAGGACAUGAUUGGCUACAGACCGAAUGCAUGGAUGAAGUGGAGCUGGACUAUUAUCACUCCUCUGCUGUGUGCGGGCUGCUUCAUCUUCUCCCUGGUCAAAUACAAGCCAUUGAUGUAUAACAAGGUCUACAAGUAUCCGGACUGGGCCAUCGGCCUCGGAUGGACUCUGGCCUUGGCUUCCAUGAUCUGCAUCCCCAUGGUGGUGGUCAUCAAGAUCAUCCAGUCUGACGGGCCGCUCAUCGAGAGGAUCAAGGCGGUGGCCGCCCCGGUUCGCGGCGGGGCCAGCUCCCGCCCCGCCGACCACCGCGGCCCCAAGGAUCUGGCCUACCCGCUGGAUCCCAACGGGAACAAGGGCCUGCUGCUGAAGGCCCCCACCCACACCAUCGUGGAAACGAUGAUGUGAGGAGGAGCGAGGUGGAGGCUCUCCAUGAGACCGCUCUCCUCUCCCUGUCCUCUACAUGCUUCUGAAGCUGUUAGCUAGCGUUUUCUGUCUGUCUAUCUGUCUGUCUGGUGGACUGAUAAGGGUUUUUAAGGACGAAGAAAGAAAAAAAAAGAAGAGUUCCCGUUUCAAAUCGUUCAGGAGUUCUGUGGGAGUAGUUUGCUGUCGGUGGUUUUCUUCAGAGGGUAUCGCAAUCACAUUUCAAAUCUGUUCCUGACAAACUCAGAAGCUGUAGUUUUUGUAGUAGUUGUUUUUUUUUUUUGAGUAUCUAUCCGACCACACGCGUCCCUCGACUGUCUUCUCCAGAGGCACCGCGGCAAAUUAGCACCAGCUACUUUUGCAGAAAACAAAGCCGUUCGUCUGAAGAAAAAGAAAAAAGGAAAAAAAAAAGGAA
Scophthalmus maximus (turbot) is the source of this 2472-nucleotide messenger RNA. RefSeq names its product solute carrier family 6 member 6b (gene slc6a6b). The coding region runs from base 162 to 2042 and encodes 626 amino acids. Gene Ontology annotation, biological process: sodium ion transmembrane transport; neurotransmitter transport; taurine transmembrane transport. Gene Ontology annotation, cellular component: plasma membrane. The transcript is spliced from 15 exons. The record is from RefSeq and is a predicted model, not a curated record. Lineage: Eukaryota; Metazoa; Chordata; Actinopteri; Pleuronectiformes; Scophthalmidae. Gene Ontology annotation, molecular function: taurine:sodium symporter activity.